AUGCACCCCUCGACUUUACUGGCGCCAGUCCUGAAUUUUGCGAAGAAGAUACUGUCUCUUGGUUUUCCCAUUUCUUCCAUACGCCGUUUAUUUUCCGUGCUCUGCUUCUGGGCGAAGUUAUUCGGUCAUAAAUCGCCAGCUUCCGGUGGUCCUUUGAUAAGGCGCGAGCGGUUUCAUAGAAAGCGAGACAACCCGCCAACAACCAUAUGUGCAAGUAUAUUACCUGGUGUAGAAGGGGAGAUAGUGAUUACCAGGCCGCCGUCAACAUCGAUCCAGCCUAUACAUUCUCCCUGUCCUGUUAGGAAGUUUGCCUCGCAGGAUGGAUAUCCAACAGCCGCGAUCUCAAGAUCAUCUCUCGAUAAGGCUUGUAGCAAUGAUAAUAUCAAUAAAGAGCCCAAAUGCUAUACCGUAGAGGCAGGCAUCUCUACCAUCGGUGCAUCCUCAAGUGACAAUGAUACACUUACUGAAGAUCCUUAUUCACUCUAUACAUCAAAUCUCAUGAAUAUACCACCAUAUAUGCGAUCAGUGGCGUCUCCUUCAUCGUCUCGCCAUAGUUUGCACGUUCCAUCUGCUGAUAACAAUAACUUCAAUGAACCUAUCUUACGGCCUGUUAGUUCAGCGUCGAGUGUCAGUCGACGUUCGCGGGCUUCUUACCCUCGGUAUACAGCACCGCUCCUCCCUCUCACAAAUAUUGAGGCGACCAGUAGUCACAAUGGGCCUAACGGUGCUGUCGCCGUAGCUCCUGCUAGGCUUAUUGCCCAACCAAAUGGUGACAGGCCUGGAACUCCUGUUCUCGUUUUUGAAUCAAGCAUCCCAGAAGUUCACCCUCUAUUGACAAUGCAUGCCAGUGAACAGAGAUAUGGGAUGACGCACAAGAUAUCCACCGACCAGCAAUCACACGAAAUUCCUGCUCUACAACUGAGCUACCCAGAGCACGAUGGAGCUCUUCCACCUGAAUGGACCAAACCAUUGCAACCUGAAGGCGCGUGUUACUUUAUGCACAAGGAGAGAAGGAUAUUCACCCAUGCGGACAUCUGUGACCCCGAUGUGCUUGAUGACAUCAUAAAUCUCGCAGACCACAUACAGAAGGAACUUCAAUGCCAGUUAUCUUCGGAUUAUCAUAACGAAAUUGAACUUGUGAUCGAGCCCCGUACGGGGAAGAAUGAUGCGCUUGUGGGUCUAUACUACUUCGUGGACCCACGGAACCAAUGUGUAUUUUGGCUGGAAAACUGUGAUGGCUCACCUUUCCUCAAUGAAUGCAAGGGUGUUCGUCAACUCUCUCACAAAAAAUUGGCAGUAACUGCUCAAUACUGGAAACAUUGGGAGUUAUUCCCAAAUUUAUGCCAUGUAUCUGAAGAUAUAUUAGAGGAAUUGAAGAACAUGUUAUUGCAAGCUCGCUGUGAUCAUAUAAUGUCAGAAGAAUCCACGGCCCCGCUCAAUGCUGAGGUGUUGUCACAGCUCUUUGACAUCGUGAACAACAUCAAAUUAACUGGUAACCCAAAUUUAAGCGUCUAUCGCGCUUGGAUAGUAGGCAGGAUUAUGCAUGAAUUCGCACGCAAUCAAUUUCUCAACUUCUACGGCCAAAAGUGCGCUCGUCUUGGCGUCUUGCAAUCGAUUUACGGGGAAGAUCUUGAGCAACGAUCAUGGAAAAUGUCUGUUCUCUCUCAUGCUUUGUUUGGCGCUCCAAAGGUGCAUGUCGAGGCAUUGCACAAGCUAUAUGUAGACGGCAUUGCGUGUACAUUUACAUGGAAACGAUUUAUGGAAAACCUCAACAGCGAGGUCCAAGACUUUAACUUGCUGGCUAGCGUUUUACUUAACGCCAACGUGGGGUUCUUAGCCAUACAAAGUGUUGAUAAUGGCAGUGGUGCCAAUGACAACGCUCGGUCCUUAACUCAGAUCGCCAGUUAUUUAUCCCUGGUUGCAAGUGUUGGAAGCAUCGUUCUUGGUUUAGUACUCGUUCGGCACACACGUACUAAAAAAAAUGAUUCUGCUGACAAAACUGCCAACUUUUUGAGGCAUAUGAAGCACAAUCAAUUCGGCCAAGAAACACUUGCUGUGAUUUAUAGUCUUCCCUACGCUCUUCUCAUGUGGGGAAUGCUGCUAUUCUUGGCCGCAUUUUCUUUCGAGUGCUACAAACCUGCAGACGACCUCUCCCGCCUAUUAGUUGGCAUCACCUCACUAGCGGUAGGCCUUCUCGUUAUCUGGUGCAUUGUUGCUCUCAGGGCGGGGCUGAAUGGACGUGAUGCUGACUGGCGGAACUUUGUCCCACGGCGAGUACAAAAAAUAUUGGAUCGAGAAGUGACGGGCCAAGACAUGGAGGAUGACAAUGGUUCUCAACUGAGCGUCAUUUCGCGUUUAUGGCAGUUCGCUUCGCUGGGAAAGGCUGUCAGAGCCCAGUCAUCUCAGGAUCCGGACAUAGAAUUGGCGGCAGCAGGUUCAAAUUCUGGUGUUCAUUGUACUUUACGGGUUCGAGCUGCAACUGGAGAUUCUGUUCCGUCGUCCGAGGUUGAAGCUUAACAACUCUGUAUAGAAUUUCUGUAUUUAUAUUGGGUGUAAUUCUAGAGCAUUUACUGAAUCAUGUAUGUAAACACCAGUUCUACGACUGAAUCAUAUAGCUUGCUCUUUGAGGUUAUCAUCCGUCUUGAACACAGAAGAAUAAGAGAUGAAAAGUCGGCAGAUCGAACGGCAUCUAGUCUAAUGCUGACUUCGAUAAACUCACCUUGAAUAUCGAACAAGAUGUAUACGCGAUUCUAUAAGAUUUUUGAACCUAAUUU
This is a messenger RNA of Serpula lacrymans var. lacrymans S7.9, 2774 nucleotides long. RefSeq lists its product as uncharacterized. The record is from RefSeq and is a predicted model, not a curated record. Bases 1 to 2517 code for a protein of 838 amino acids. Lineage: Eukaryota; Fungi; Basidiomycota; Agaricomycetes; Boletales; Serpulaceae. The transcript is spliced from 13 exons.